GCGAGGCACAGUUCCUACCUACCUGGUGACUUCUAAACAACAAUAUGAAAUUCCUGGUCCUCCUCAGCUUGGCAGCCAUGUGCUGCGCCCGACCUCAAGUGGUCUUCCUGGUUCCCGGAGCUGACCAGCAAGCAGGGGCAGCUCCCCCUACAAUAACUCAGGAGCACAUCGCAGCCAUCCAGAGGAGCAUCGCACCCAUCUUGCAACAAAUCCAGUCUGGAGCUUUCCAGAACCUUCAGCCUGUUUCGCAGUUCGUUCCAAACCAGCAGGUUGCUGUGGCUGCAGAACCUGUAGUAGGUGCUGUUCCUGGAUUUGCUGCUGAGACACUUGCUUCCAACACCAUUGAUUCUGGUGCUGCUGCUGCUGCUGCUGCUGCUGAUGCUGCUGCUGUCGCCUCAUCAAACGCUGAUACUGCUGUUGCUGCUGAUGCUCCAGCUGCCGAAGCUUCUCCAGCUGGAGCAGAGGCCGAAGCUGCUGAGGCUGAGGCUGCCGAAGCCGAAGCUGCUGAAGCAGAGGCUGCUGAAGCUGAGGCCGCUGAAGCUGAGGCUGCUGAAGCUGAAGCUGCUGAAUUAGAGGCUGCUGAAGCUGCUGAAGCUGAAGCCGCUGAGGCUGAAGCAGCUGAAGCUGGUGCAGCAUAGAAAGGGCUGUCGAUAUUUAUAAUGUAGUUAUGUAGAUAUGCAAUUUUUUUUUUUUGUGAGAAAUGUACCUUUUUUAACUUUAUUGAUAACUCGAAGUUUUAUUAAACAAAAUCGUGAA
Molecule: messenger RNA, 756 nt
Organism: Macrobrachium nipponense
Lineage: Eukaryota; Metazoa; Arthropoda; Malacostraca; Decapoda; Palaemonidae
Exons: 2
Coding region: 45-638 (197 amino acids)
Source: RefSeq, a predicted model, not a curated record